Messenger RNA from Oryza sativa Japonica Group (Japanese rice), 1523 nucleotides. Its product is annotated as putative disease resistance protein RGA1. Gene Ontology annotation, molecular function: ADP binding. The record is from RefSeq and is a predicted model, not a curated record. Gene Ontology annotation, biological process: defense response to other organism. NCBI's taxonomy places the organism in Eukaryota, Viridiplantae, Streptophyta, Magnoliopsida, Poales, Poaceae.
AAGAGCUGGGUCCUCUUGCUAAGCUACGGAGACUUGCACUAAGAAAGCUAGAGAAUGUACCCGUUACCUCCUUGGCUAGAGAGGCUAGGCUUGGUGAGAAGUUGCAUCUUCGCUACUUGAGAUUAGAGUGUAGCAGUAGACUUGGUGAAGAUGGGUUAGUAGAAGAUGAGAAAGGUGUCUCUGAGGAAGAACAGCGGCGAAUCGAGGAGGUGUUGGAUGAGCUUACCCCACCCUUGUGCCUAGAAAAUAUUGAUAUCACAGGCUAUUUUGGACAGCGGCUACCAAGGUGGAUGAUGUCAGGAGCAGCAGGUGCAUAUAUGAGGUUGUUGAUUGUGACGAUGGAUGACCUGGUCUGCUGCACCCAGCUCCCUGACGGCCUCUGCCAGCUCCCAUGCCUCAACUUCUUUCAGGUCACCCGUGCCCCUGCAAUCAAGCAUGUUAGCCCUAAAUUUGUUACUAUGCAGCCAUCAUCGAGCCAAUUCCGCCAUGCCCAUGCAUUCCCAAAGUUGAAGGAGAUGAGGCUGAUCGACAUGGUGGAGUUUGAGGAGUGGGAGUGGGAUCAUCAACUGAAUAAUGUCCCGGCCAUGCCUGAAUUGGAGGAGCUUAUGCUCGAAAACUGCAAGCUGAGAUGCCUUCCUCCUGGCCUUUCCUCACAAGCGACGGCUUUGACAAGCAUGGGUCUAUGUGACAUCAAAUAUCUCAACUUUGUAGAGAGCUUUGCUUCUCUUGUCAAGCUUGAGCUGCAAGAUAACCCUGACCUAGAGAGGGUCACUUCAAUGCCUAGGUUGCAGAAGCUCAUCAUCAUAGGCUGCCCGAAGAUGAGGACAUUGGAGGGUGUGCCUGAGCUACGGAAGCUAGCGCUGGAGGAUUGCGACAUGGAACAACUCCCGAGAUACCUACAGCAAGGUGUGAGUCCUAUGCAUCUGGUGUUGGACUGCAGCUUAGAGCUGCUCACAUCCAUAGCCCUUGGAGAAUCUGGUCCUGAGUGGGGCAAGUUGAGCCAUGUCCAGCAUGUCAAGGCCUAUGCUGACCAAGGAGACGAUAAAAGGAAGUGGCAUGUGUUAUACACAAGAGAACCCUACAGUUUCGAGACAAAUAUCGGUGACAGCCCUUCUUCCAAUUCUGGAGCUUCAGAGGAUGAGUAGGAGACAAAUACUUCGACGGCUCAAGGCACCCAAGGGGUAACUGGCAGCCAUCCACUGUCGAAGACAUUGCUAAAGACAGCAGUCAGUACAUACUAUAAAUUGUUGCGGUCCACUACUGUCAGCAAAUCUCCUAGUCUAACAUUCAUUAUUUAUAUAAUGCCUAGUCUAACAUUCAUAAGGAAAACUAUGCAGCUCUGUACAUGAGAUGGGACUGUGAGUUUGUGAUUUGUAUUUUUGAUUUGUUAAGCUUACUUAUAUAGCUACAUAUUCUACUAGCUCCUGCAAUGCACUGAAAGAAACAAAUAUAUUACUAUUUGAGCCAACAUUGUUUGAUUUGAGGACUGCAGUGACUUAACACAAUGUUAAUUUUGUACUUAG